AUGACCUCUCCCACCUCCACCAAGUCCUCUUCCACCUUCACCUUAUGGAAUUCCACCUUCACGGUGUCCUCUUCCACCUCUACCGUGUCCUCUUCUGCCUUCACCUUGUGGAAUUCCACCUUGACGGUGUCCUCUCCCACCCUGACCGUGUCCUCUCCCACCUUCAUGUUGUCCUCUCCCUCCUCCACCAAGUCCUCUUUCACCUUCACCUUGUGGAAUUCCACCUUCAAGGUGUCCUCUCCCACCUUCAUGUUGUCCUCUCCCUCCUCCACCAAGUCCUCUUCCGUCUUCACUUUAUGGAAUUCCAGCUUCAUGGUGUCCUCUCCAACCUUCAUGGUCUCCUCCUCCACCUUGACCACGACCUCUCCCACCUUCAUGUUGUCCUCUUCCACCUCCACCAACUUCAUGGUGUCCUCUCCAACCUUCAUGGUCUCCUCCUCCACCUUGACCACGACCUCUCCCAACUUCAUGGUGUCCUCUUCCACCUUCAAGGUGUCCUCUUCCACCUUCAUGGUGUCCUCUUCCACCUUCAAGGUGUCCUCCUCCACCUUCACCAAGUCCUCUUCCACCUUGACCAUCACCUCUCCCACCUUCAUGUCCUCUUCCACCUCCAUCAAGUCCUCUUCCACCUUCACCAGGUGA
Molecule: messenger RNA, 642 nt
Organism: Apaloderma vittatum (bar-tailed trogon)
Lineage: Eukaryota; Metazoa; Chordata; Aves; Trogoniformes; Trogonidae
Product: A-agglutinin anchorage subunit-like
Exons: 2
Coding region: 1-642 (213 amino acids)
Source: RefSeq, a predicted model, not a curated record